AUGCCAUCUACGAAAGUGGAACUUAAACUAGCACCACCCAUUAAUGGAGAAUUCUAUGGUAGUGAGGAUCAAAUAAGUGGAGAAGUGAAUUUAAAGCUAGAAAAAUCAUUGCCUAUAAAGAAAAUUUCUGUGAAAUUACAUGGUUUUGCACAGACGAUUACUACUAUCGACAAUGAAUAUAUUAUGGGGCAAAAUGGGUUAUUAACUCCUGGGUUUGAAAAUCGUUCAUACCAUACCUUAAUUACUGCUGAAGAAAGGGUUUUCCCUCCCGAUAAUGUUUGGGAUGCCUUAAAUGGUUCUACUAAGCCCUUCAAAGUGAAUCCAGGACAAUAUCAUUAUACCUUCAAAUUUGAUAAACUGAAAAAUAAGAAGCCUAAAUGUCUCAAGACACAUAAGAAAGAAAUGGUCUACUUUAACAAGAGGAGAACGGCCAAGAUGCCACCUAGCUUUAAUAAUCUGUGGAAGGAAUUAAACAGAAUCGAUAAUUUAGAUCUUUAUUUCUAUUCCUUUGGUAAAGUCAUUUAUGUAGUGGAAGUAUUAGUGGAAUUAGGAAAAGCCAAGACAUGGUUGAAGCCGUUCGAUAAAUUGAUUAGAGAAAGUCAACCGAUCGAAUAUAUCCCAGAUAUAGAUGACGUCGCCUAUGAUGAACACGAUUUGGAAACUGACACAAUCAAUAAUAUAAGUAGGCAUAAUUCUAACUUAACAGGUAUGGAUCGCUCACUUUCUAAUAGAUCAGGAUCUAAUAAGUCAUUUGCAGCACAAAUUCAUGAAAGAAGUGUUAGCAACAGUAGCCUUUCUCAGUACAAUUCUUUUCAAAAACAAUUUACAUCAACUGCUAGCAGUGAAAAGCUAAAGGCUAUACGAAGUAGAACGAGCAUUAAAGGUUUAGAAAUAUACAAAUCUACUUUUCAAAUUGGGUUGCCUGAUAACGUGAGUACGCUAUGGUUGGAAGUGAGGACAAAAAGCCCCGGGAUAGACAAAGUGUUUAGGAUGGAUCCAUUAUUUAAGAAAGGCUGUAAUAAAUUUGAUAAUAUUUUUCUUAUCAUUCAAAAUAAAAGUAACAUGAGUAUUGUUAAAGACUUGAGUGUAAAACCAAUUGGAAUUACAUUGAACUUAUUUGAAACCACUACAUACCUGUCGCAAGGUAUUGCUAAUCAGAACGUUUCUUCAUUGAGAUUAGUGGAUUUGAAACUAGAUGGUUCUGAAUCUAUUUUCUCAAUGCAAAGUAAUCUGACCAAAAAGGGCGACGAUAUAUAUGAAUGUGAACUGAAUUUAAAAGACCAUGUACGGUUGAAAAAUUUCGUAUUUAAUGAAGAGGACUAUAGACAUCGUGGGAAUAGACUUUACAGUUUCAAAACCUGCUCGAUAAAGAGGAUUUUUGAGUUACAAUUACUUGUUGAUUGGGAUGUGAACGGAUAUGCCAAACAAACUGAAGUAAUUAUUGAUUCAAUGCAAGUUUUUGCACAAUUAAAUAAUAUACAUGAGGAUAACUAUCUACCAAGAUAUAUCGAACCACCAAAUUACAACGACUUAAAGUAG
Kazachstania africana CBS 2517 is the source of this 1539-nucleotide messenger RNA. It is a transcript of the gene ART10, whose product is annotated as Art10p. The record is from RefSeq and is a predicted model, not a curated record. NCBI's taxonomy places the organism in Eukaryota, Fungi, Ascomycota, Saccharomycetes, Saccharomycetales, Saccharomycetaceae. The coding region runs from base 1 to 1539 and encodes 512 amino acids. The transcript has a single exon.